Messenger RNA from Magnolia sinica, 1847 nucleotides. Its product is annotated as transcription factor bHLH48-like. The transcript is spliced from 7 exons. Gene Ontology annotation, molecular function: DNA-binding transcription factor activity; protein dimerization activity. Bases 449 to 1552 code for a protein of 367 amino acids. Gene Ontology annotation, cellular component: nucleus. Lineage: Eukaryota; Viridiplantae; Streptophyta; Magnoliopsida; Magnoliales; Magnoliaceae. The record is from RefSeq and is a predicted model, not a curated record. Gene Ontology annotation, biological process: regulation of DNA-templated transcription.
UUGCUUUCGGAAGGGGCUGCUCCUGGUAAAACCGUAAUUAGAUGAAAUGGAGAAGCUGACGGCCAUGGAAGAACCUCUGUAUAUCCGUGGAAUAUCUCCCUCAAAUGUCGUUCUUCUUUCCGAAAGUGGUCUCCUCCCGGCUUCUGGCUUUCUUUCCGAAAGCUGAAACCCGCGGCUGCUGCUGAAACGGUACACCUGCAAGGAGAUUUCUGUUUUUCUCAGCUGAAUUCCAGCUGCAAAUCAGUAUAUUUUCGAAAAGGCGGUUUGGGAUUUUGGUGGAUUCGAGGUCAAUUUUGACGGGACAUGGCGAGAAAAGAGGGUUUAAUGAUCGUUUCUGUCAAGAAUUAGUUAGGUUUGGAAACCCGAAUGCGAAGAAAGCGAGAUAGAGUUCGGAUUUUGGGACACUUCUCUACGGAUCUGAUCGGAGUUCAAGCAAAUUCAGCCGUUGAUGGAUGCAUCGCAAGGUUCCGGCGCUGGAUCUGGUAAUUCCAGCGAUUACACGCCGGAAAUCGCAGAAACCUUACCAUUCGGAGAAUGGAUCCAGAGCUUAAUGAAGGAAAACCUCCUCCAACAGAGCUUGGAGUCGCCAGAGGAAAACGAAAGCUCUUUCACCGCUCUUCUCGGCCUUCCGACGAACCGAGCUCUAGAACUCCUACACCUGCCGAAAUCCGGCGAAUCUCCGCCCAUUCCCAGCAAUGAGGUCUGGAGAGAUCAAGAAAGGGAUGCGAAAGCCCUAGGAUUUUCCUUCAGCUGCUCUCCGACCUUCCCUUCGACCGCAGCACCUGUGGAGCGAGCAGCGAGGUUCUCCGUCUUCCCGGGGGAAUCGCCCGGAACGAGCUCUGAUCCGUCGAAUUCCAGCGAGAAUUCGCUUAAAUUGAAAGCCGAACCGACCGAUUACGACUCGAACCCGAUUUCCUCGCCGAUUUCGACCGAGAAACAGCGAUCCGGGAAGAGAAGAGAAGGGGAGAAAAACAAGGUUAAAGCGCCUGCAAAAAAGAGCAGAAAGGCCGAAGAUGGAAGCUCAGGAACGCGCGCAGAAAAUAACGGAGACGAGAAGCUUCCGUACGUUCACGUUCGGGCGCGUCGAGGGCAAGCUACUGACAGUCACAGCUUGGCGGAAAGAGCAAGGAGAGAGAAGAUUAAUGCUCGGAUGAAGCUACUGCAGGAGCUGGUCCCCGGCUGCAGUAAGAUCUCUGGGACUGCAUUAGUGCUGGACGAGAUCAUUAACCACGUGCAAUCAUUGCAACGUCAAGUGGAGUUCCUGUCAAUGAGGCUUGCGGCGGUGGACCCAAGAAUCGACUUCAGUGGUCUAGAGAGCAGCUUCUCUUCAGUUACAGGCAGUCCAGUGGCCGGUAAUUUCACAAGAAUGGUUGGUUCAGAGCCAUCAUUAUGGCCAGAACUCCAAGUUAAUGGAGCGAGAUGGCCCCUUCAACCAUUGUUAUUGGAAAGAGAUGACAACCAUGCGUUUAUGCCCCCUGAGUCCUCGCUAAUUGGUUACGACUCCGUAAAUUCAAGUAAUUCCUCUGCACAGCAGUUGAAAAUGGAGAUAUGAAGAAGCUGUCAAGUAGAUCAUUGUUGGUAGUUUGUAGUGUGUACAUAAUGGAGGUAUAUUGGCAGCAGCAUAGUUGAGAAGAGCUCUCAACAUUCUUUAAGGGUUACACCACUCUGCUGUGUCAGCAGAAGUGAGUUUCAAACCCUAUCUUUUUUCCUACCUAGAUAGACUAAAAGAAGUUCGAUUACAUCUAUUUUGUAUGUUGUCUAAUUGCUAACUUUGGGUAGUCCAUCCUCUCAUCUGUUCCUUGCUUUACCUCGUCCAUGUGAUUAAUUGAUAUCUGAACUUUAUUCAA